GGAGGUAGAACAUUCCCAUUAUCGUAGAAAGUUCUAUUGGAAGUGCUGCCAUAGAAUUCUCCAGAAUUCCCAAGCGCUUCUCUUUCUCUCUCCUUACCCUUGUUCUCACUCUAAUUCUCUCUCUCUCUUUCUCUUUCCAGCUCUCACCCAUUCCUAAACCAAGUACAGGGGUAUUUGUCUCAUUGUUAGUGGCUUAAAAUGAUGCUUUUGAACAAGAGGAUGCUGGGUGCUCUUGGUGACUAGUACCAUUCCCACUUUUUUCUUUUGAAUUUCUGAGCUAUUAUUUACCGGCUCAUUCUUUUAUUCCCAUGGCUACUAAAGCAGUACAAUCGCUUUCUUUCCUAGGUCCUUAAGCCCUUUGCUAAUGUUACUUUCUGAGCGUUUCCAAAGCUGGGGUUCUAGGAGAGUUUGGCAGGUCCGAACAGCUGACCCAUGAAAUAAUGGAGUAGGGCAGGGGGGUGGAGAGCGGGGCCAGCCAUCAAUAGAAGAGUGACCUCCUCAACACACAUGGCCAGCUAAUUGGCUAUUGUGGGAAAGGAUGGGUGGAGAGGGGCUGCUGAGAAUCUCUAGCGACAGUUAAGUGGCCUUUGUGGACAGAAGAACUCUGUUGGAUUUUUGGCUUGGAAUCUUCCCACCUCUUUCAGAUUUUCUUGUUAGAUUCACCCUGUGUCAUUCAGGCCCCAUCUUUCACUUCAUCCUUUCAAGAUGACUACUUUGUGUACUGGCCUCUCCUUUGUUCUUACCAUUCCCAAACUGUAAGGAGACUGUGUAGGGCUUCUGCAGGCCUGAGAACUGGACUUUGCUGUUUGUUGAGAACUGUACAAAUGACUGCCAUGGCCUUCACGGCCUGCAGAAAUUGCUCCGCCUGUCUCGGCAGAGUGACAGUGACUGUCUGAUGGCAGAGACGAGGCGUCCUGGCUGAAUUCCUCCUCUUACACAAUACAGACCUCCUUUCUUCCACUCUCCCUUCACCUUCCCUGUUCCAGCAGGAGUACAGACCUGUAGCCACGAGUUAAUGCCUUCUAAAUAAGAAGACAGUACGUGUGCCAGGUGUCACAAGCCAAUUCAUCCAGCUUGUCUCCUCUGAUACUCCAGGUCUCCUGUGAGGUAGGGAGGGAAGGUCCUUUCAACAGCACCUGACUUGAGAGUUAGUUCCCUGAGAGUUGACAGGUCAAAGGCCCCAGUUCCUUAUACAGGGUCUAGGCACCCAGUUCCCUGUCCUGAGACCUGUGACCCUUCAGUGAUGCUUACUUUCUUCUGUGUGAGGAGCAUAUGGCCCAGUGACAGUGUCAAUGCGUGGAAAGGGGAGAAGGGCAGAAAGGAGCAGUUGUGUAGAGGGGACAGCCUAGCGCCACUAGCUACUUCUCUUUCUCUGGAGAUGGAGGAUUUGAUGCUCGUGAGGAGGUUGGCGCAGGGAAUUUCCUCCCCAUCCUUCAGAGGGAAGAAAAGCUAAGGGUCUUAUCUUCCUUUUCCCUUCUUUCCACCCUCUUCCCAGGAAAGGAGGGAGGAGGUUGGUCUGGUUCUCCAGGGCCUGGCAUGUGGGUUCCACGUGCCAGCCCUAGACCCUUAGAGCCUAAUGUCCAUUCUCAGGCCCGGCCUGCUGGCCUUUAGGUGACUUGCUGUCGUGAGGCCUAGGCUAUGGCCAAGAUGGAAGAAAGCCCUUGAAGCUUGCCUGGAGAAAGAAGCAUGCAGGGCCCCCUAGGCAGAGGAACAGGCCCUGGGCUGUCCCCUGUGGACAGACGGACACUUCUGAUCUGCACCUUUAUCCUGGCUGUAGCUUGGGGCCAAGUGAAUUUCACAGGAGACCAGGUUCUUCGAGUCUUGGCCAAAAAUGAGAAGCAGCUGUCACUUCUCAGGGAUCUGGAGGGCCUGAAGCCCCAGAAGGUGGACUUUUGGCGUGGUCCGGCCAGACCUAGCCUCCCUGUGGACAUGAGAGUUCCCUUCUCUGAACUACAUGAUGUCAAAGCUUAUCUGAAGUCUCACGGCCUUGCUUACAGCGUCAUGAUAAAGGACAUCCAGGUGCUGCUGGAUGAAGAGAGAGAUGCCAUGGCGAGGUCCCGAAGGCUGGAACGCAGUACCAGUAGCUUCAGCUACUCUUCUUAUCACACACUGGAGGAGAUAUAUAGUUGGAUUGACAACUUCGUAGCUGAACAUUCUAAUCUCGUCUCCAAAAUUCACAUUGGCAACAGCUUUGAAAAUCGGUCCAUUCUUGUCCUGAAGUUCAGCACUGGAGGUUCAAAUCGCCGGGCUGUCUGGAUUGACACUGGGAUCCAUUCCCGAGAGUGGAUCACCCACGCCACCGGCAUCUGGAUCUCGAAGAAGAUUGCCAAUACAUAUGGCAAAGACCACGUCUUGAAAAAAAUAUUGAAUGCCAUGGACAUUUUCAUUGAGAUUGUCACCAACCCUGAUGGCUUUGCUUUUACUCACAGCAUGAAUCGCUUGUGGAGAAAAAACAAGUCAAGCCAACAUGGCAUUGCCUGCAUCGGCGUGGACCUCAACAGGAACUGGAAGAUAGGCUUUGGAGGAAAUGGUUCUAACAAAAACCCCUGCUCAGAGACUUAUCGAGGGCCCUCACCUGAGUCGGAGCCAGAGGUAGCUGCAAUUGUGGGCUUCAUCACAAGCCAUGGGAACUUCAAAGCUCUGAUCUCCAUCCACAGCUACUCUCAGAUGGUCAUGUAUCCUUAUGGCCACUCUCUGGAGCCUGUGCCAAACCACGAGGAGCUGUUCAAUCUUGCCAAGGAUACAGUGAAGGCUCUGCACAAGGUGCACGGGAUCGAGUACAUUUUUGGCAGCAUCAGUACCACCCUCUAUACAGCCAGUGGGAUCACGGUGGACUGGGCCUAUGACAGCGGCAUCAAGUAUGCCUUCAGCUUCGAGCUCCGGGACACUGGACAAUAUGGCUUCCUGUUGCCAGCCUCACAGAUCGUUCCUACAGCCCAGGAGACAUGGAUGGCGAUUCGGACCAUCAUGAAACACACCCUGAAUCACCCCUAUUAGCCACAUUUCUCAGGCCAGAGCAGUUGGGGUUCACCCCUUUCCCCAAGGCCUGGGACUCCUCCUGAAUCCCAAGUUAAGCAUCCCUUCCCCAUACCCUUGUUGGACCCUUAGCAAAUAAAAGCGAGUUUGAACAGCC
Molecule: messenger RNA, 3133 nt
Organism: Peromyscus californicus insignis
Lineage: Eukaryota; Metazoa; Chordata; Mammalia; Rodentia; Cricetidae
Gene: Cpa5
Product: carboxypeptidase A5
Exons: 11
Coding region: 1687-2997 (436 amino acids)
Biological process (GO): proteolysis
Molecular function (GO): metallocarboxypeptidase activity; zinc ion binding
Source: RefSeq, a predicted model, not a curated record